Vespa mandarinia (Asian giant hornet) is the source of this 1528-nucleotide messenger RNA. It is a transcript of the gene bou, whose product is annotated as glycosylphosphatidylinositol anchored membrane protein boudin. Lineage: Eukaryota; Metazoa; Arthropoda; Insecta; Hymenoptera; Vespidae. Gene Ontology annotation, biological process: positive regulation of voltage-gated potassium channel activity; regulation of synaptic transmission, cholinergic; sleep. The record is from RefSeq and is a predicted model, not a curated record.
AUAAUAAUCCAAUAAAAUGAUUCGUGUAUAUGUAGUUAGUAGUACUCGUAGGUAACUUGUGCGUUUUUCGACCGUGUAAAAUAUAUGAUAAAAUCAUAUUGAAAUGACUAUUAAAGAUAUUACGAAGAUGCUCACAAUACUCGUGAUUUUUUUAAUCUACGUUGGAACAGUCCACAGUAUUCGAUGUUACCAAUGCACCAGCACAAACAACACACAUCCUUUUCAAUGCAACGAGUUCCUCACGAAUGACAUUGACAUAGAGCCAGAGUCUUGCGAUGCCAUUUUCGGAGCACAAUACUGUGUAAAACACAUUGGCCGAUUUGAGGCCCUGGAAUGUUACCAAUGUACAUCCGCGGACGAAUGGCAAUGCUCGGAUGGUGAAUUAAUUAAAGAUUCUCUACAACCAAUAAACUGCAGUCACAUUUACAAAGCGCAUUAUUGCGUCAAAACCAUUGGACGAUAUGGAGGUGGAGUUGGUACAAAAAGAUUUUGCUCAACUUCGCACUUGGGAAAUUACUGCAACUAUGUGCUUCAGCCGGGAGAUAAACUAACAUAUCGAACGUGCAUCUACACCUGUAAUAGCGAUGGAUGCAAUUCUGUAUCUACUUUAAGGUCUACAGUCAGUGUUUCCAUUAUAUUACUUCUUUUACUCACCCUAUUUUAUAGAUGAAGAUUCAUCAUCGUUAAUAAAAACAAUCAUAUUCAUAUAUCAAAUUUUAUGACAUUAUAUUACUUAUAUUUUACUAUUUGGAAAAUGAGUAUAGUUUACAUAUAUAAAUAUUUUGGUUGUAUUAUCAAUAUUAUCAAUAUUUCGUGCAUGAUAAUUAUUCUGUUUCUUUAACAUUUAUUUGUCGACAAACUUUAAUUAAAUAAUCUAUGCAUUUUGAUACUUUACUUUUAAUAAAUGUAUAAUCUUAAACUCUAAUACGAGAAUAUUUUCUAAUACGAGUAAUCUGUAAAAUUUUCUUUGGCAUAUUAUUUUAUUUAACGAGUAAUACAACAAAUAUUAAGAACAUUUUAUUAUAGAGCAUACAUGACAUGUGUAUAUGUAUUUGUAUUUACUCUUUUUAUGUUAUUUAUCUGUUUUAAUGCACAAGUAAAAAAGUAGCAAGAUUAUAUGAAUAUUAUAUUGUUUGUCUAAUUUGUUUUAAUUUAUAUAUAUAAUAUAUAUAUAUAAUAAGAAUAUUACUUUGAACUUCUAAUUUUGUUUGUACAUUUGAAACUUGAUAUAAUUUUAUAUACGAAUUGGAAAAAUGUUCAAAAGAAAUGUUGGAAAUCCAUUAAUUUAAUACGCAAUUUGCAUAAAUCUUCAUAAUAAUGUACUUGAUAUCCACAUAUUUUAUAUAUGCAAUACAAAUUUGUAAAAAAAAAGAACUUACGCAUGCAAUUUCAUCUCAUUUUCAUGAACAUUUAAGAUUAUUUUGUUCUUAAAGCACGAAUAUAGCAGACUAUUUGGUUUCACAAUUUGCACGAAAUGUAUAAAAAGUUUAUAUAAAGGAUACUGAUGAAAUUCUUUGACUAAAAGGCA